Limanda limanda (common dab) is the source of this 2396-nucleotide messenger RNA. RefSeq names its product protein mono-ADP-ribosyltransferase PARP11-like. The coding region runs from base 149 to 1183 and encodes 344 amino acids. The transcript is spliced from 9 exons. NCBI's taxonomy places the organism in Eukaryota, Metazoa, Chordata, Actinopteri, Pleuronectiformes, Pleuronectidae. The record is from RefSeq and is a predicted model, not a curated record. Gene Ontology annotation, molecular function: NAD+ poly-ADP-ribosyltransferase activity.
UAGGGAAGUGAAAAUGUCAGGCAGCGUUAGUCAUCCUCCCUCGUCCCGAGUCCGUGGCUUCUCUGGUGCUUUGUUAGAAAAUGCCUGAAGGCUCCGUCCCCCGGUAAGGACAGGGACCCAGCAGGAGGCCGGCGGGACCCCGGGUGAAAUGUCCUCACGGCCAUGGCUUAAAAACUUCACCCUGACAUUAGAUGUAGCCAUGUUAGCCAUCCGGGCUUCAGAGGAGGAGUCCGUGGAGAUGGAGGAGAUGGACACCUCGGAGCCCAACUGGUGCUGGUUUUACCUGGCGGAGUGUGGCGUGUGGCACAUGUUCGAGGUUGACCCCAGUGCGGCGUGCUCUGUGACCAGUGCUCAGAUUGAGCAGUGCUACAGCAGGAACCAACGCGGUGUGAUGGAGUUCUACACGGCCAAGUACACCUACAGACUGGACUUUGCAGUGAUGCGACAGAUCAAUGUGACAACAGGGAAGCAGCGGCCAAUCAAACGCUCCCUCCACUCUGCGACUGGCUUCAGGUUUAUUUGUGAUAAUCUUGCUUUGCCUGUCCCCUGUCACUGGGAGAGAAUAAACACAGACGAGCCCUAUCAGCUCAUCCAGCUCGGCAGAGACACGUAUGAGUUCAAAGAAGUCGCCAGAUUGUACGAAAAGACAAUGGACCAUCCAAUCAAAUCCAUCCAGAGGAUUCAGAACCUGGACCUGUGGGAGUUCUUCUGCAGGAAGAAAACGCAGUUGCGAAAGGUCAAACGUACGCUGGAUAUCGAGGAGCAAAUGUUGUUUCACGGCACCGGACGCAGCAACGUACAAGCGAUAUGCAAGUUCAACUUCGACUGGCGGCUGACAGGAAGCCACGGCGACGUCUACGGCAAAGGGAGCUAUUUUGCACGGCAUGCCAAAUACUCCAGUAAGUACUGUCACACCACGGUGACGCACAACAACAUCCUGAAGAGGCAUGGAUUCGCCCCGCCGAUAUUCGCGAGCGAGCCGGCCUACAAGACCAUGUUCCUGGCCAGAGUGCUUGUGGGCGAGUACACGGUCGGCCAUCCCAUGUACUGCAGGCCGCCCUCCAAGGACGCCUGCUUCACCAACUUUUUCGACAGCUGCGUGGACGACAUGGCCAACCCAAAGAUUUAUGUCAUUUUCGACAGCAAUCAGAUUUACCCGGAGUACCUGAUUGAGUUCUACUGACACCGAACCCGUUCAUUUGAUUUUACAGAGGCUGGAUCUCAAAUCAUCAAAAUAUAUACGACACAGAGUCUGGACGACGAGAUGAAACAGGAAAAAAGAAGCAGUUUAAAGGACGUUUUACUUUUUCUUUCAGUCGGAUCCAGUGCCUGACUGGAGCAUGAGUCAUCUAUUAAAGUGCCUUUGGGAGAAACUGCAGAGACAAUAAAGACUUUGUGUACAGUUUGUAUACUGAACAGUCUAAGAUAAGACAGUACCUAGUUGAUAGAACUUUUCUGUGACAUAAAAAAAAAGAAUGAAAAGUUAAGGUCAGUGUUUAUGGCAAUUGUUUGUUUUUUUUAACUAAAAGGCAGAAUCUGUGCUCCGCUUGUGCAAAUAUCUGUUGUUUAAAGUAAGAGAGGCAGCCUGUUGGUUAGAGGUGACGUCCUGCCGCCGGCUACAGCCCUUCCAUUACAUCCACAGUGCCACAUAUGAGCGUAUUCAUGUAGACAUGAUUCCAAAUGACCAAACCAAAACCUACAACACGUUCCUGCUCACUCUUGUAACAUUGUUGCGUGUCAUCGACAUCUGUGUGUUGCUAGUACAGAGUAUUACGUACACACAGAUCUAUUUUUACUUUGUUUUUAGUCAUAAAAACACUUCUACCUCUUGAUUCUUUUUUUUUUUACCCAUGCAUCAGUGCACUUUCCCCCCUUUCCAUGAAAGGUUUUUGUAAUUGUGUCACAAUGACAUAAAGUUGUGAUGUCAUGCACACUCGUUGUCCUCUUCUCUCAACAAGUGCCAGUGACGAUUGAAUAUGGUAAAAAAGACAAGUUCCCGAGAUCAGUUUUUCGCAUCGCGUUGUGUGACAUCAUCAUCUUUCUUUGAGGGACGAGCAAGAAAUCUUUGCACCCUGUGUAAAUGUAUUUAAGAAAAGAUACCACAGCCAGCACAUGUAUAGUACUCUAAAGAAAAAUAACCACACAAUGUAAUGUUGCUUUGCUCUGUGUAUUUGUUGAGCACUUUGUAUGAUUGUGUGAGCUGUCGAACAGCUGGAACAAUAAACAGAUUCAGAUUGUGCGUUUACUGAAACAGUUUGAGAAAAGCUACAGCAUUUCCUUAUUGUAAUUGCAGGAAAGUGACAUCUUAAGUCUUUACACUUAAAGCUGUGUGCGUGAGGCUACAUGUGUGUCUGUAAUUUGCACAUGUUUGAACUAAUAAACUUUUCAGCAUUAAA